GCUGGUUAUCAUCAGGUGAUUGAUAAUCAACAUUGCCGAUAACUACUAGUUAACUGAACCCCGGCUGCAGAUCCUCGCCACUAUCAGUGCUUAUUUCCUGCGCCUGACAUAUGCCCUAUUUUGCGUCGUAGGUCUGGGAAUAUCUUUGUCGAACUUUAUUUACUAAACCGAUUGGUUGUUCAUAUCCACAGGACUGUAUUUACUGAUACACGAUACUCCCCAGGCCGCAGAAGGCUAGCACUCGCGAUACAUCGGCCAAGUGUUCUGUUCUGUCGCCCUUAGAUACCGCUUUGAGAGUCAUGAAUCGAAGCUCUUCGAUCCGGGGCCCGUUACCUUCUGGUUCCCAUACUAUACAAGCGUCCCCUCGUCGUCGACGGCCCUCCGACCAUGUUGAGCCUUUAGAAACCCGAGGUGAGGGACGAAAACGUCGCCGUUUGAGUAGCUCUAAUGUAGCAACGAGGAGUGCUCAAUCUGAGCUGGAUCAACACGAAGAUGAUAUCGAGUCCAUUGAUUUAACUGAGGUGGAGGCUCCCUCAACGUUAGCGAAGGUGCUAGCGAAGCAACGGGAGGACGCUGUUAGGGCCCAACAAUCCGUUGAGCCGGAGAAGGGGCAAUCGAUAUUAAACUCAUAUAAGUGCCCUGUAUGUAUGGAUACACCGGAGGAUGCCACUAGCACAGUAUGCGGGCACCUCUUUUGUCACAAAUGCAUCAUCGACACAUUGAAAUUCAGCGAAGAACAAAGAGCAGAUACCUCUUCAAAAGGCCCUCGAGGAACCUGCCCCGUGUGCAGAAAACCCCUUGCGCGGAACGACGCACCAGGCUCCAAAAGGAAUCUCGUACCUUUGCAGCUCAAACUUGUCACGAAGAAGAGGAAUACAACCGUGCCGAGUAGUGGGUAGUUUCCGCACGCUAGCUCUGUGCCAGGUGGUUGAUGCCGAAGAACAUCGCCCUGGCAUUGAUGCGCGAAUUGUCGAACACACAUUCUACACAUGGCUGUUGAGCGCGGUGUAUUAUCCCAGUGAUUAGGAGUCUUUUCUGGUUUCCCAAGGCCUCUUGACUGACCACAUUCAUGGCUACAGCGAGGUUUCUUCUCCAUUCAUAGCAGCCCCGCAAAUCGGGACGAUGCCAUAUGGCACCUUAUUGGAAACUUCUUCGUAUACUAAGCUCAGCUGUUAGUGAUUGACCACGAUGAUGACAUUCGCAUUCGGAGAGCAUAAUUUCUUAUAGCUCCCAAAUGAGAAGAAGUGACACUAGGCUAGGACAUAGUUGGUAGUUCGUCUACCUUGCGCGACGCAUUUAAUGAUCAGACGAAGAUUGCCCUGUCAAGUAUAUUGCAUGAGGCAUUGAUGAAUUAUGAGGGCAUGGAGCGGUCUAUUUU
This is a messenger RNA of Aspergillus pseudotamarii, 1378 nucleotides long. RefSeq lists its product as uncharacterized. The record is from RefSeq and is a predicted model, not a curated record. Gene Ontology annotation, molecular function: metal ion binding. The transcript has 2 exons. NCBI's taxonomy places the organism in Eukaryota, Fungi, Ascomycota, Eurotiomycetes, Eurotiales, Aspergillaceae. Bases 300 to 899 code for a protein of 199 amino acids.